Molecule: messenger RNA, 504 nt
Organism: Aspergillus steynii IBT 23096
Lineage: Eukaryota; Fungi; Ascomycota; Eurotiomycetes; Eurotiales; Aspergillaceae
Exons: 1
Coding region: 176-442 (88 amino acids)
Source: RefSeq, a predicted model, not a curated record
GCACAAGAUGCUGACCCUAGAAGCCUUUGAACCUUCGCCGGGGGUGUUGGCGGGGUUGGAUUUGCUGGAAAGACAUGGAGGGCUGGAUUAGUUCCCGUCUUCGCAUCUGCAUUGCCAACGCAUCAGUUGGUCUGUGUGCUGUCCGCGUUACUCCUCCAUCUCGCUCCUCAUAAAUAUGAUCGCGCUUCUUAUUUCCUGCCCUUCCUUCCUACCUGGCCCCCGAUGCUUUCUUUUCUUUGCUUUUCUUCCUUUCCGCUUCUGCUUCUUUCCUUUUUGCAUCGAGUCUGGUCCGCAGAUCACAGCGGAAUUGCCAUCGGAAAUAUUCAGUCUCGUGCCUGUUAUUUCGACUGUCUUCCCUGAAAAUUCGCAUUUAUUUCCAAUCGUUGCUAGAUUGCCCAUUCUUUCACUGGAUCGAGUUCCGAUAGACACCCCCCCGAAAUAAAUGACAUACUAUUUGAAAAAAACAAACGAAAUCGAAGUCGUCAUGACAGAUCACAUGAACAA